This is a messenger RNA of Setaria italica (foxtail millet), 2300 nucleotides long. RefSeq lists its product as uncharacterized. The coding region runs from base 118 to 2250 and encodes 710 amino acids. The record is from RefSeq and is a predicted model, not a curated record. NCBI's taxonomy places the organism in Eukaryota, Viridiplantae, Streptophyta, Magnoliopsida, Poales, Poaceae. The transcript is spliced from 2 exons.
GAAUAGUUCAUUUUAAACAAAUCAUAACUAGCGAGGCAACCGGUCCAUUCCGUUCAAGUGAUAGGUCUGUAUAUAUACAAGGUACGUAAAUGAACGAAGAAGAGCGCGCGUUAAGAUAUGGCAGCAGUAGAUGUGGUGCAUCUGUGGAAAGAAUGGGGACUCCACGUGCUGGUGCUGUUGAGUUUCACAUUGCAGUUGACGCUCCUCCUACUGGCGGAGUUCCGGCGACGAUUCGACUCCGGCGUGCUGAGGGCCUUCAUUUGGUCGGCGUACGUGCUGGCUGACUCGAUAGCGAUUUACACCAUCGGCCAUCUGUCGGCGACGAGCCAGGCGGCUGAGCACCAAGCGAUGGCGCUCUGGGCACCAUUGCUGCUGGUGCACCUUGGUGGGCAGGACAACAUCACGGCCUAUGCCAUGGAGGACAACCGGCUGUGGCUGCGCCACCUGCAGACGCUCGUCGUGCAGGCCACUGGAGCUGCUUACGUCCUGUAUGUGUCCCUGCAGGAACCUGCUGGCGACGGCCGACAUCGUCCUUUGCUCCGGCGUGCCGCCAUCCUCCUUUUUGUGGUUGGCGUUGCCAAGUACGGGGAGAGAGUGUUGGCGCUCAUGCGCGCCAAUAGUAACCCAUCUGGCAAGAGCUACAGAAUUGCUGACAGAAGGUCCACUACAUUUUGUGGCCAUUCACAGCUAAAGGAGACGGACACGGAAGGCUUGUUGCAGGUAGCUCACAGCAUGCUUGAUGUUGCCAAGGAUUUGAUCAAGGUUCCGCUACCAUUUGUGUUUGUGGACAUGGAAUACAGGGAUGAGUUCAGAGGGGACGUGCUGUGCAGGGUGGCCGAGAUGCAGCUGUCCUUGAUGCACGACGUCUUGUACAGCAAGGCGGAGGUGAUCCACACAUGGUAUGGUUUAUGCGUCCGUGUCUUCUCCUGGGUGGCCACAGCCGAUGCAUUGUUCUUGUUUCAUCUGCAUCUAGUUGGUAGCAACAGCAGGAGUAGUAGUAGUAGGAAAGAUGCUAUAGUCACCUACGUCUUGUUAGCUGGGGCCGUCGUCCUGGAGACCGUGUCAGGGCUGAGAAUCAUGCUCUCGACCUGGACAUGGCACCUUUUUUUUGAAUUUAGAUUGCGUCGUCCUAGCAUCCGAUGUUCCUGCUGGCGGAUUGAUGUUGCAUUCGCAGCUCUCCGCCGAUGCAUCCACGCCGCCGACUACCUUCCCAGGACCUGGUCGGGCUCCAUAGGACAGCACAACCUGUUCCAGAUGUGCUCCUCCACUGCGGCGAGGCCGAUCGUCGCCAAGGUUGCGCAAUUGAUAGGAGUGGAGGACUGGUGGAACACCUUUGCCUACUCCCACUCCGCUCGCGUGUCACCUCGCAUCAAGGGCCUACUGGUGGAACAAGUGUUGGAGAGCGUGAAGAUCCCCGACGACAACCUGAGCCACAUCCGCAAUUCCAGGGGCCGAGCAGCUCUAGAGCGCUGGGCAUCGGCCCACCACGACGCUGCCGUGCCGGCGUGGAAAGCCUGGUUGUUCCCCAAAACCGAGGACGAUGAAGAAGAAGCUCGUGCCGGCGUGGAGCAGCGUGGAUACUCUGGAAGCGGCAAGAAGAAGCUCGUGCUAGAGAGUGUUGUUGGCGUGGAAUUUGGGGAGAGCAUUCUUGUGUGGCACAUCGCCACUGAUGCCUACCUUUGCUGGUACAGGCGCCAGCAAGAAACGCAAAAAGGUCAGAAGGAGGAGGAUAAUGAUCUUGCCAGGGCCGUCCAGGAGCUCUCAAACUACAUGUUGUUCCUCCUCGCCGCACGCCCCUACAUGUUGCCCCCUCCUGCUAGUCGCACCGGCUAUGCCAGAGCGUGCUCCGACCUCAUCAGAUCUGCAGGGUCUUCAUACAUUGCCUCAGCCGAGGAUCUGGUCCGUGCGGUGGCCCUCAAACCUGAUCCGGACAGUACACCAGAUUGGGAUCGGUUUGAGCAGGUACGUCACGGGGUGUACAAUGGUUCAGUGAAAAAAGGAUCCGACAUCUGCAGGUGCCUGAUCGACGAGGAGUUACAAGCCGCACCCGCGGCCGCCGGGAUGAUGCUCAAGCUGAUCGCGCAGGUGUGGUUGGAGAUGCUAUGCUACGCAGGCGCCCAUUGCAGCGCGCAUUCUCAUGCCAUGCAGCUUAGCAACGGCAGCGAGCUCGUCACCCUGGCCGCCCUUCUGGUGGAAUACUGUGAAAGAGGCAAAAUGCUGCCUUCCGGUUCAACCUCUGGUACCGUCUGAAUAAUACGGAGGGAAAAAGAAAUGAAAAAACAUAGCACGUUUUGCAGGAA